AUGAACAAUUCAUCAUUCACCAACGUAACUGUCGCGGGAGGCGCUGGAGGUUUGGGCUUUUUCAUAACUGAAGCCUUAUUGAACGACGGGUCUUUUAAAGUGAAGGUUCUUCGAAGACUGCCAGAAACCGCAAACGAUAAAGCCGAAUUGUUGGCUUCCAAAGGCGCAGAAAUUGUAUACGUUGAUUAUAGUCAGCAUGACAAUCUCGUCAACGCUCUCAAAGAAACUGAUGCACUGAUUAGUGCCGUAUCUCCUGGACGAACAGGCUCUUAUGACUUUGAUGCUCUUCAAACCCCUUUGUUGAAUGCUGCCAAGGCUGCCGGUGUGAGAAGGUUUAUUCCAUCCGAAUUUGGUAUCGAUUACAAGUAA
Paraglomus occultum is the source of this 369-nucleotide messenger RNA. NCBI's taxonomy places the organism in Eukaryota, Fungi, Glomeromycota, Glomeromycetes, Paraglomerales, Paraglomeraceae. The record is from the annotation of a GenBank genome assembly.